Molecule: messenger RNA, 1762 nt
Organism: Protomyces lactucae-debilis
Lineage: Eukaryota; Fungi; Ascomycota; Taphrinomycetes; Taphrinales; Protomycetaceae
Product: DHS-like NAD/FAD-binding domain-containing protein
Exons: 2
Coding region: 281-1447 (388 amino acids)
Molecular function (GO): NAD+ binding
Source: RefSeq, a predicted model, not a curated record
GUCUUGAGGGCGAAUUGCUGCUCCUUGCUGAUCGAUCAUCAUGUCUGAAUCUACGCUAGCUACGCCCGCUCAUGAAAUAUCUACCAAUGCGUCUGACUUGGAUAGGGAUGAGAUUGAUCAUGAUCCCUCAGACUUGUCCUCUGAUGACCUCGACUAUGACAAGAUUGCUCGAGAUGGUCAGCAGCUUGCAGCAGCGAGAGUUGACCAUGUAGCUAAGCAUGGCUCUGAUGCUGAGCUUGAACAAGGGGAACAUACAAGUACUUCAACAAAGGAAGCGCAUAUGCGAACCUUACUGAAACGCCUCGGUCCUAUGGAGCUCAUCACCAAAUUGUUCCACAGAGGCUGGACGGCUCGUGAUGUAUUCAGAUCAUUUGGCUUGGAUCCACCUUCUAUGAGUGAAGACGAUCCCAUGAUGACACCAGUCUUGUUACUUGCCCUCACAAAAGAAAGUCGUCGACGUCUCCGCUUACCACAUGUCAGCAGCAUUGACGACGUCGUCAAGCUUCUUCAGUCGAGCAAAAACAUUCUUGUUAUCACAGGAGCAGGUAUCUCAACCUCCCUCGGUAUCCCAGAUUUCCGUUCGUCUGACGGCAUUUACAGCAGACUCGCAAAGUACAACCUCUCAGAUCCGCAAGAGAUGUUUGACAUUGACCUCUUCACACAAGAUCCAAGCAUCUUUUUCGACUUUUGUAAAGAGUUGCUACCUGAAGAUCGAGGGUACUCACCCACGCAUGCAUUCAUCAGACUCUUACAAGAUAAGGGCAAGUUGUUGACGCAGUAUACACAAAAUAUCGACGAUAUUGAGUCUUCCGCCGGUGUGGACGAUCAGCACCUCAUUCAGUGCCAUGGAUCCUUCAAACGAGCGACGUGUCUUACCUGUGGACGGAAUAGGCCUGGCAGUGACUUAUUCCCGGAGAUAUUAGCAGGGAACGUUCCUCGCUGCGAAAUCUGUCUUUCAAAUCUCAUCCCUCGUGCGUAUCCAAAGAAGAAGGCAUCAUCAUGGGACAACGAUGCAUCAGAAGAAGAAGACAUGUCGGAUCCAAGUUUCGCAGUGCUCAAACCAGACAUCACCUUCUUUGGUGAACAACUUCCGACUGCUUUUAAGGAUCGCUUCUUGGAAGAUCGAUCAAAAGUCGACUUGACGCUUUGCAUUGGUACUUCUCUUCGUGUCGCACCAGUAGCCAAUAUCCCAGAGAUGCUCGACCCUCAAAUUCCCCAGAUUCUCAUUUCACGAGACAAGUUACAUGGUGGGUUCGCUUUUGAUGUCGAAUUCCUUGAUGGUGCGUGUGAUGCCGUUUGCUUGGAACUUGCGUAUCGCGCAGGCUGGUCAGACGAACUCGAUAAGCUGAUUGAAGCAGGAAGUGUACCAGGUCGAGUGAAAGCUGAGCGAGCAGGGGAUAGGCUUGAACAAGUCAGUGAUCAUAUCUAUACAUGUAUAUCUGCAUAGACGCUCCAUACUUUAUCUAUUGCGAGGCGAGUGACUCCUUCUUCUCCUGCAACACAACGAAUCGAGCUUGUCCUUCAUUUCGUGCCCGCAUCAAUGCUGCAACGUCCACUUCAAGCGACUCUGUCCGGGUCUGAAUGGCUGCACCUUCAUUCACCUUCAAAUACCGAAACGUCUCAAGCGUCAUGCGAGCUUCAGUCAACGCAGCAGCAGCUUCUGUCAUCUUGGCGGAAAGCAUGGUAGCGCGAGAGAGGUACCCGCCUAGACGCACUUGACACUUCUUGUCAAGUUUUGCUGCGUCAUUGGCGUCUUUGGCGA